AUGCACCGCUUCUAUGGCAAGUCCACCAACAGUAACGAACCCGUUAAACCCCCCCGAACCCCAUCCACUAAACCCGGCCAGCAGUCCAUGGAAACUAGCCCCCUGGACCCGCCCCGUCUGCGCCGUUCCAACGCAAUUAAACGUGUAGGUGAGAAUUUGGUCAAUCGUCGGCGUGAGUGCGAGGACGCUUCGGAAUCGCCUGCUCCACAAGGUAGAAUCAGGCCAUUUUCGUUCACGCGGACAGGUCGUCAGGAUCAUAUCGACAUUGCCAACACCAGAUACACGGCUAACAAGGACAUAGGAGAUAUUGAUAUCCCGCCUAUGAAAGAUGAGUGGACGUGGGAGGGCAUGCGCUAUCUACCGGACAUUCUGACUUCCUUUAUUAAAUCCGGCAUGCCAGGCAAUGAACUCGGUUUCUAUCUUCACAAGGUGCUCUACGGCCGUGACAGGUCCGUUGGUGGGAUAGUGACGAAUCUGGUUAAUGAGAAUAUCAAGUAUGACGAGAUCGCUGUCCGCACGCUCAAACUCCUUGAUUUAUACGAUGGCGAUGGACAGCCCAUGUACGAGCAGAUCGCCACCGCUGAUUCGGAUCGUCAUCUUAAAUGUUCCGUGCACGCAAAGGUAAACUUUGGGCAAGUGCAGACUCCACCCAUCUCGCCGUAUGCACGCAACGAGGAGCUACUCUCCUACAAAGACCCCAACACAACCGACCCCGAAAUCAUCUAUUUUCAACCGCGCCACGUAGCGCUCGAACGAGAAGCUAUUCAGCGCUUUCUAGCCGAGGACGACUCUACCUCCAACGAAGACAAAGACGGUGAACAUACCAACGCCUUUGCUGAUUUCGAUUUCGCUUUCAACGUUCCGGACAACAUCAAUGCUAACGUGUAUGCUGACAAUGCUUACGAUUCUGGCAGCAGUAGCAGUCCCUUCGAUGACAGCGCUAUGCAGAACGCGCAAGCUGUCCAAAUUUCCAAACCCGGUCCGGCUAGGUUCUAUAGUCAGUGCUACGAUGGUGGUGGUGUGGCUGCUGGUGGUGAUAGCGGUGUCGGUGCUGAGCAUGCUAACAGGAAGCAGUCUAAUGCUAGUAGAAUCCCUGAACAACCUUGUCCGGGGGUGACGAAGCAGAAGUCGAAAAGGCGGCGGUUUUUGAUUGAUUAA
Aspergillus ruber CBS 135680 is the source of this 1158-nucleotide messenger RNA. RefSeq lists its product as uncharacterized. The transcript has a single exon. The record is from RefSeq and is a predicted model, not a curated record. Lineage: Eukaryota; Fungi; Ascomycota; Eurotiomycetes; Eurotiales; Aspergillaceae. Bases 1 to 1158 code for a protein of 385 amino acids.